Messenger RNA from Hyposmocoma kahamanoa, 3396 nucleotides. RefSeq names its product neutral alpha-glucosidase AB (gene GCS2alpha). Gene Ontology annotation, molecular function: alpha-glucosidase activity; carbohydrate binding. The transcript is spliced from 20 exons. Gene Ontology annotation, biological process: N-glycan processing; carbohydrate metabolic process. The record is from RefSeq and is a predicted model, not a curated record. The coding region runs from base 144 to 2936 and encodes 930 amino acids. Lineage: Eukaryota; Metazoa; Arthropoda; Insecta; Lepidoptera; Cosmopterigidae.
CACGUAACUCAGGCGUGGGGCGUCGUCGAAAUAUUUAAAAUAAUAAUCAAAUACCACCUCGUCAAUGGACAUGGUAGCCUAAACAAAUUCUUCGGGAGUGCUAGUAUACAUUUCAUUAGAGCCCCACAUUGAGUACGGCCAGGAUGAAGACGUUGACUUUCUUCUUGGUGGCCUUCUUGGCUAUUUCUGUUAGCUUUGGUGUGGAUAGGAACAAUUUUAAGACGUGCGAUCAAUCUGGUUUUUGCAAUCGGUUAAGGAAGUUUAAGCCGGAGAAAUCUCAAUAUGCAGUGAAUUUAGAUACCGUUAUUGUCCACGGGAGUGUUUUAUCAGCUGAAGUGAAUACUGUGGACACAUCUACGGAAAAAAAAAUCAUAUUGUGGCGGUACGCUCUACGUCUAUCAGCGCUAAAAGAUGGCACAUUCCGUAUUGAAAUGGACGAAGCAGAUCCUCUAUAUCCCCGGUAUAGAACUCAGCUUUCCCUGAAUGGAGAACCUAAGGGAGAUAGCUUGAAAUUGGUAUCAAACAUAAACGGCCAGUUGACUGUCAAGAACGGCCAAGGUCACAGUGUCGUCAUCACAGCUGAACCCCUUAAAUUCGAGUUCCUCGACAAGAAAGGAGACGUAGCAGUUGUUGUGAACGAGAAUUCUCAGCUGCUGGUUGAACCUUUGAAGGAAAAGGGAAAGAAAGCUGUUGAGAAUGAUGAUGAAGGAUCGUUGGCUGUGGAGGCAGAAGACGAAAGUGCAUGGAGUGAAACUUUCAAGUCCCACCACGACAGCAAACCACGUGGUAACGAGGCUGUUUCCAUCGAUAUCUCUUUCCCUGAUGCUGACCAUGUCUAUGGUAUCCCCGAGCACACGGACAAUUUCGCCCUCAAAACGACUACAGACGGCGAACCGUACCGUCUAUUCAACUUGGACGUGUUCGAAUAUGAAUUGAAUAGCCGCAUGGCUAUUUAUGGAGCUAUACCUGUUAUGUAUUCACAUGGAACAAAACGCAGCGCUGGUGUAUUCUGGCAUAAUUCAGCUGAAACCUGGGUGGACGUAGUGAACUACGCCGAGGGCACCGUCGUGUCUUCGUUGGUCAAUUUGGUCACUGGCGGACAGAAACGGCGUGUCGACGCUAGAUUCAUGAGCGAGUCUGGGGUAGUGGACCUUUUCGUAUUCCUCGGAGACAAACCCGCGGAUGUCUUCAGACAGUACAUCACGCUCACUGGAGUAGCUCCUUUGCCACCGAAAUUCUCCUUAGCCUACCACCAAUCUCGCUGGAACUACGUUGACCAGGCAGACGUACGCAGUGUAGAUGAAGGUUUCGACACUCACGACAUUCCCCUUGACGUGAUUUGGCUAGAUAUUGAGUACACUGAUGGCAAGAAGUACUUCACCUGGGAUCCAAUCAAAUUCGCGACUCCUCAGGACAUGGUUGCCAACUUAACAGCGAAAGGGCGCAAACUGGUAGUGAUCAUAGACCCUCACAUCAAGAGGGAGGCGGGAUACUUCGUGCAUGAAGACGCUACUGAAAACGGAUACUACGUUAAAAAUAAGGACGGCAAUGAUUACGAAGGUUGGUGCUGGCCCGGGGCGUCGUCGUACUUGGACUAUUUUAACCCCGUGGUUUCCAAAUAUUACUCCGAGCGUUAUCGGUUCGAGAACUUCCCCGGUACCAGCAAGGACGUCCACUUUUGGAACGAUAUGAAUGAACCUAGUGUAUUCAACGGUCCAGAAAUCACUAUGCCAAAGGAUUGCAGACAUUAUAAACCUCCCCAGGACGGACAUGAGGGACUGGCUUCAUAUUGGGAGCAUAGGCAUGUGCACAACGAAUACGGGCUGUUUUUCAUCCGCGGCACGCACGAGGGCUCUUUACAGCGAGCGGACUCCAAAUACCGGCCCUUCAUUCUGACUAGAGCUGUUUUCCCUGGCACGCAGAGAUACGCCGCGGUAUGGACCGGGGACAACAUGGCAGAGUGGGGCCACCUCGCAGUAACCGUGCCUAUGUGCCUGUCGUUAGCCGCUGCCGGGGUCAGCUUCUGCGGUGCUGACGUCGGCGGGUUCUUCAAAUAUCCGGAGGCGGAGCUCAUGACCAGAUGGUACCAGGCCGGAGCCUUCCAACCAUUCUUCCGAGCGCACUCCCAUAUCGAAACCAAGCGGCGUGAGCCUUGGCUGUAUGAGCCUGCCACCACUGCCUUGCUGCGCGAGGCCGUAAGACGCAGAUACGCUCUUCUAGACUUCUGGUACACGUUGUUCUACGAGCACUCGACCAAGGGCCUGCCCGUGAUGCGACCGCUUUUCCAAGAAUUCCCUGACGAGGAAGAGACUUUCACUAUUGAUGACGAAUAUUUGCUUGGUGCAAACCUCCUAGUACGUCCGGUAACAGAACCCGGUGUCAACAGCGUGAAAGUGUAUUUGCCCGGCAAGGAGUCCAAAACCAUAUGGUACGACGUGGACUCCUACAAGGCCAUUCCAGCUGCGGGAUACAUGCACCAGGAAGUGAAUAUUGGCAAGAUCCCGGUGUACCAGCGCGGAGGAUCGAUAAUUCCACGCAAGGAGCGCGUGCGCCGGUCAUCGGCGCUGAUGGCUGACGACCCCUACACGCUCGUCGUUGCCCUGGACGUCAAUAAAGCCGCCCACGGCACACUGUACAUAGACGACGGCGAGACCUACGAGUACCGCGACAGCAAGUACAUCUACGCAAAUAUCGAUUACAAGAAUAACGAACUUAAUUACACUAUCGUGAACAAAAAUGCCAAGUACCCAACUCGGUCUUGGUUGGAACGUGUUGUAAUCGCGGGCAUCAGAAACUCGCCCAAAUCGGCUAAGUUGACACAAGGUGACAAAACAACGGCUCUGCAACUGACAUUACACAAGGGUAACGACGUUCUGGUCGUGCGGAAACCUGGUGCCACAAUGGCGGCAUCAUGGACAAUCACAUUUGGAUAUUAAUAUUUAGAUUCCGUAAUUAGUCGGUGUUCUGUGUGAUCCGCUAGGUUAUUUAUGAGAAGUUAAAUGUGAGCUUUCUUCAUUUUCGACAAUCUGAACUUAAACGGCGUAAAGAGAUACUAGAAAUAAAGGGAAUCGAUUGCAUUGCACCCAUGAAGAACAAAAAUAUUUAUAUGUGCUGUUCUCUGUAAGGCCAAAAUGUAUUCUUUUUCUUUAUUAUACCGUAACGACUCAUUUGAAUGGAGCAUGACCCUAUUAGAACAUUAUUCAAUUGAUUAUAAUUAAUUUAAACGUAAAAUAUCCUUAAGCAAUAGGUUUAGUUGAAAUAAAACUUCACGUCAAAGUAUUUGAGGUUGUGUAAUUAUUAAUUUUUUAGUGAUACAAUCAGUAUCGAGUAUAUAACCAGAAAUAGAGACGAAAUGGCAUUUAAUUUGUUUGAAAACUAUACUGCCAUAUCAUUACU